AGUGGCAGCACGCAAAGCCGCGAAAUCGCGCGUGGAAAUUGUUUAUUUUGUUAUUAAUCUUAUAAUUUAGUUAUUUAAGCGAGAGCAAGACAAUGCCCAUCGUGGAAAAGUAUGUCAUCAAAGACUGGAAGCGCCUUUGGCAAAUGGUGUCGGGCAUCCACCAUGAAACGCCAAGGGCCAUGGUGCGGGAAGAGCUGAUGAGUGUGUGCAGUGAACUGCAGGCCGGCGUGCUGCAGUUCAAGCCGAAGAGUGCAUCCGACGUCCAGCUGGAAGCUCUUCUGAGAGACAAGAAGCAGGAGAAGCUGCUGUCGUUCACAGAGCGACUCCAGGACCUGCUCAACAUCGAGUCGGCACAAUGCUGGGAGAUAUUAUGCUACUAUCUGACCCAAGAGUACCGCGGCUCCGCCAGUCUGCUAACCCAGCUCAUAUCUACAGAGACGUCUAUGGCCAAGCUGCUGGCGGAUAUUGGACACUACUACUCCCUGGAGCGCAUGAUUGUCCUGAAGAUUGUGAAGAACCUGAUCGUGUUCUACAGUGUGCCCAACCACCCGUACCACAAGGAGUAUCGCGAAGUAGUGGAUAAGUUAACGCUGACUCGGCUGCGGGACUCGUACCUCGAUCAGCUGGAGAGUCUGAUCAAUGAGCAGCCACCGCGAAAGCUGACGGCGGGCGAAUGCUUCCACUCCUCCGACAAUCUGAAGGCCUGGUCCGAGCGCAAUUCGCGCGAGGUCAGGGAAGUGCUGCACAUCCUGCUACUGAUGACCGAGCACUUGCCAAUGGGGCUGGGACAGAUCAAAAGGCUCUUUUCCGUUUUCAAGCAGCACUCUUUUGGUCGCACGCACAAAGGCCUGGACGAGGGCAAUGCCUACCAUCAGGAAUUGAGGCGGAGUCUCACCUACUCGGAGAUGGCGCUACUGCUGAGGUGCUUAGACUUCGAGGAUCCCCGCGAAAACGGCGAGCUCAUUGAGAAACUAGUCGAUUGCCUUGAUGUGGACAUAACCAGCAUGUACCACCGGCAAGAGCAUGGGCCGAUGCUCCUGUUCUGGAUGCUCAUGCGUUUGCGUGGCACCAACGACGCCGAUGAUGCAUCCAGUUUGCUCCGAUGCCGACAUCUUGGCAAGCGCGCCGUGGAUCUGAAAUGCUUUGUCGAGCUCCACUCGAUUGUCACACAUCCGAUGUUCUCGGACGACAGUCUCCUGUCGCGGAUUGUGCGCAAGACCGUCUACAACCAGGUGGGCUACAUGUGCGAUCUCUUCGACGGUGACGGCAGUUGUGCCCGCCACGAGGGCAUCUACGAGUUGCUAAACGAGCUCUUGUCCUGGCCGCAGCUGGCCAAGGAUUUCUGCAGUCGUGAAGAUAAAGGCGCUCGCUCGCUGUACACAACUCUGUUGGAGAACUUUCCCCUGGACUUUACGAAUCUGGCCAAGCUGGGACAGGCGCUGACCAAAGGGGGACAGCGAAACUAUAUCAAGAAACAGCUGGAGUCUUUGCCCAUACUGGCGCUCAUGUACGAUGAGCGGGAGCACAAACUGAAUGAAGUGGACACGGAUGAUUUUGAAUUGACGGCCAGCGUUCGCCCGUAUCCGCGGAUAGACUUCACCAUCCCCGUGGGCACCAGCUGCACGGCCGUACAACAUCCCACGGGCUGCUACAUGCACUUCCGCACACAAGUAAACUUCUUCGAUGCACUGCACCACGAGAUGAACUGCCUGCUGAAGGAGACGGGCCAUCUGCACGGCGACUUUGAGACCAACGAUCGCAUACGUCGCGUGGAGGCGGGCCUGAAGUUUCUGGAGUGCGCAGUGCAGUGCACGCAAUCGGUGGAGGGCAUCAGUGCCGAGAUGGUGCAUCCCACCGAGAUGUGCAUUGAUCUUUUGAACAAAUUCAAGACGGUGCAGUGCCCCCCAGUGGGACUAUUGUCCACAUGCCUAAACGUUUGCACGGCGCUGCUGCCGCUGGUGGACGAAGAGAUAUUCGCGCGCGUGAGCAACUUGGGCAUCCUGCCCAGCAUUUCUGAUGGCUCAGUGGCUGACUACAAGCUGUAUGCCAGUGGCAGUGCCGCCUGCUUCCAGGCGCGCUUUCUUGGCUGCAUCAUAGACAAUGUGGAGAAGAAACUCGAACGCUACGACUUCCUGCUCGCCUACCUGGCCUUCCUGCGCACAUACACGAAACUCAAGCGCAAUCGCUACAUGCAGGUGGAGCUCCCUGGCCUGAUCUUCGUGCUGCGCGACGUAUUUCCCCACGUGCAAGCCUGGCACUUCCGGUCGCAUCAAGACAAGAACAAUAUCUACUUUGAGAUUCUCAGCUACAUCUGCGACAUACUCGACCUAAUCAGCACCGGCAGUAAUCCGCGCAGCGAGGACCGCGAGCUCCUCCUGAAGGUGUGCAUCUACUCGCUGCUGAAUCUGGAGAACGGCAUAAUUCUCCUCAGGUUCGUGGGCGUGGGCAAUUCCUACUUGCAGAACUCCAUGGAGCUGGAGACGAACUGGAUGCAGCAGCAGCCGCAGGGCCUGAUGAUGCUGGUGCGUCUCUCGAUGCGCAUUCUAAUGCAGUUGUUGCGGCUGAAGGGUACGGUGUAUGGCCACAACGAAUCGCUCUCGCCGCUGGAGGCCUUGAUAUACACCCAGCCGAAGCAGAGGGACACGCUGCGCAUCAUUCCGACUGUGUGUAGUUAUAUGAGUAACAUCUUCGACAGAUGGCUGCCCAUCCUGUCGUGUCGUCUGCUGAAGCGCAUUGCCUUGGAGUUCAACAUGUCUCUGCUCGCAUGCCUCGACAUGGAGCCCGACCAGAUCAGGCUGACCUUCAUACAGAAGCUGCCAGACGAGCUAGAGAGCGACUCAAUCAAGAUAGCCAUUCUGGAGCUUGUGGAUGCCUGCAUUGCCAAGCAGCCGGGCGUGACCGAAGCCUUUUUCAAAGUAAACUACGGCGAGGACAAGAGCUCGCGUUCGUUUUUCGGCAAGGAAUGUCAGCCGACAAUUGGCGAGAGCAUUGUUACCUACAUGAGGGAGUUCCUCGAUGCCCUCGAGCAGGAGCCACUCACCAUACAACAGCCCCUGCCCAAAAAGAUCAUGAACAUCUUUCACUCGCUGUGGAAGCACAAUCUCCAGAUGCUGGUCAGCGAUUUGCUGAAGGAGUCGAAAUUCUGGCAACAGCUCUGCUCGCCGCUCCUCUGCCAAUUCGAGCCGAAUAUCCGCGUCUACACCCAGAUCCUGAACAUUGUGUCCAUCGAAGUCUACACGUGCAACGGCGAGAAUGACGCUCUCAAGGAAGUACUGACAAAGUUCUUUGAGAUCAAACACUUUGGGCAGUGGCUGAACUAUGUUUUCGACAUACCCAAGGCUCCCGCCGUUGCCUGCUCGAGCUCCGACGAGCUGCCGGUUUGGAUUUGCUGCCUGCAGGCGUUCAAGGAUAUGAUUGUCAUAAUGCUGAAGAAGCAGCCAAAGCUCAUGAGUAUCCCGGAGCCACAGUUCAAGCUGAUGGCCAAAAAGUGCCUGACGGUGUUGGUCGAUCGUUCGCACUAUCUGGAGGACAUGCGUCCGUUUAUAAUGCUCGCCGAGCUGUAUGUGUUCAUUCUGCUGAAGCUGAAUCAGUCGUACACGAACAGUGACAAGGAGGACCAGGAGCUGAUGGAGCAGUUGCUGCAGCUGAUGAGCCGCAUCUGCUCCUGCUACGAGGACCUGCACGUGCGUGCCAAAGAGGCCUGCCUGGCCAUCAUCACCAAGAGCGCCCAUCUGUACACAAGUCUGCUCAUCCGCGAUGCGUCCAUAUCCCUGGGCUUCCUCAACUCUGUGGUCAGCAUCAUCUGCACCGAGCUGCAGAGCAUGGAGAACUCGGUCAGUCUGGACAGGAGGCAGUCGGUGGAGAAUGCCGACAGCACGGGGUCCACCAACUCUUUGAUUCUGUGCCUCAAUCUGCUCAAGACCGUCGCCACUAUAUUCCACAGCGAAGGACCCGGAAACUGGGACCUGCCCUUUGUGUCCGUCCGCCUGUUCCAACGUCUUCUACGCUGCAUCGGCCACACUCUGCCGCUGCACAACAAGCAGGUGCUCACCGUCCACCUGCUGGACGUCCUGAUCGUGUUCGCCAAGAGCCACUGCUCCGUGGAGUUUCUGCACUGCGAUAUCGGCGAGUACUUGUGGCUAAGCCUUCAGCCGCCGCGCGAGCUCGUCCAGGCCAAGUACGAGUUCAACAAGCCCACCGCGGAUGCGGAAAGCUGGACCCCGGAGCACUGGUGGCCCGUCUAUGCCCGGGGCAUUGAGCUCGUAAACAUCAUCUACGACAAGCACAAGGGAUGCUUCCUGAAAACUGCCCUGCAAUUUGUGGGCAUACACGAGGUCUAUCUGGUGGAUGCCAUGCUGUUGAGCAAGCAGUCGCUGGAGCCGGCUGCCAUGCAGCUGAUCAAGGCCACCGUCUCGCUGGUGGCCAGCCUGACGGAGCACCACAAGGAAUGGGCGCAGGAGCACAAAACGUCGCUCAUGAAUAUAAUGCGUGCGAUGCAAACCCUGCUGUGCCACGUCUCCACCCUGUUCCACCAACAGCGCAAUCUGAAGUGUCUCCUGGCGGGCAGACACUGCCAGCUGGAGAUCCUGCGCAGCACCGCGCCCAUUGUGAUUGACGAUGACCUCAUCUCGGCCUGCAACGACCUCACCGACAUCAUCAUCUACUGUACCAAGUCGCUGCUCAAAUUCAGCCCCGAUUUGAUGGAACUAAUCUGCUCCAGUGUCUACGAGCCGUACAAAUGGUCACCGCUGCUCGACGUGAAGUUCGGAGCGCCCAAGCUGAGCGAGGAAAAUGUAACGCUGACCUUUAGCAUGAUCCUGAACAUGGUCAGCAUUUAUGUGAAGGCCCUCAAUAUGCAAAAUCAUGGGUUCAGCGAGCUGCCCAUCAACACCCUGCCCAAUGUCAGCCAGGAGGGUGGCGAGGCGGCGGACAACGAAUGUGCAUCCAACCAGGCUGUCCAGACCAACCGAACCUUCUCCAAGACAAUAUCGAGCACCUCCAUUGUAUCCGCCAGCUGUCCCGCCAGCGAGCUGCUCUCGAACAUGGACAGCCAUCUCUGCCUGCUGGCCCUGGAGCACCUGCUCAUGUUUGUGGCGUCGCAGGGCAUUUACAUGAUUCGGUCCACAGAUCUGGAGCCGCGCUGGAAGCAGAUUGUGCGGCGGGACAUCAGCAACGAGCUCCUCUGCUUCCACGAGUUCGUGCGUCGCAAGGUGAUCGCCGACAGUCGCGACUCGCGUUCCCCCUGGCUGCGACGCAAGCACGGGCUGUUCAAGCUGAAUUUCCUGGAUCCGACUCGGAGCUCCAGCUCCCCCAGCAGCAGCCGCAGCACCGAUGUAGUACGCCGCACCAGCACCGCCCCCGCCAACGAGCUACGGGUGAAUGUGGUCCGACGGCUGCAUCUGCAGCAGCAGCAUCGCACACCGGCUGCUGGCACGAACAACUUUGACAUGACGCGCGACCUGAGUCCCAUAGCGGCGGGACAUGGUCCGGCUGCCGCCCAGCACUUGGCCACCUCGUCCACACCCCGACAGGGAAUGGACGGAAGCACCAAUGAUAGCGCGAUGGACUUGGGCAGCAGGAAGCGCCUGUAUCCGGGUGAAAACUACCAGCCGGACGAACUGGCUCCCCUGGAAGUGCAGUACUUCCCGCCUCCGACGGAGCCCGGUUUCUGUGAGCAGUCCCAGGUCCAGCUGGUGGAGGAGGACUACCUCAAGCUGAUGUCGUUGCUCUUCGUUGUGAUACCGACCAGUGAAUGAGCCAUCCAUCUUUCCUCCUGUUUCUCGAGCAUUUGCAGAUGGUUUUAAUAAAGUUUCCACACAUCCACACAUC
Drosophila obscura is the source of this 5829-nucleotide messenger RNA. RefSeq names its product nucleoporin Nup188 (gene Nup188). The coding region runs from base 93 to 5756 and encodes 1887 amino acids. Gene Ontology annotation, biological process: protein import into nucleus; RNA export from nucleus. Gene Ontology annotation, cellular component: nuclear pore inner ring. Gene Ontology annotation, molecular function: structural constituent of nuclear pore. NCBI's taxonomy places the organism in Eukaryota, Metazoa, Arthropoda, Insecta, Diptera, Drosophilidae. The transcript has 8 exons. The record is from RefSeq and is a predicted model, not a curated record.